AUGCGUAAAAAACAGGUGAAACCAACUAAAGUUGAGGGACACUAUCGAAGAUAUUCCCCUGAAUCACUGCUAAAGGCUUUUGAAGCUGUGAAAGAGAAGAAAGUGCCUGUAAAGAGAGCUGCUAGACAGUUUGAUGUUCCUGAAAAUACCCUAAGAGAUCGUGUUAAGGGUCGGAUUGAUGCAAAGAAUUUCUGUAUCGGGGGAGAAACUACUCUUAGCAGAGAAGAAGAGGAGGUUUUAGUGGAACAUGUAGAAGUUAUGGGACAGCUGGGAUAUGGUUACACAAACACAAAGUUACAGCAGAUAGCAGGAGAGUUAGCAUAUGAAAUGGGAAAGAAGAAAACGAACAAAGCAAUGAGCAAUAACUGGCUGUAUGGUUUCAUGAAUAGAUGGCAGAAAAGGUUGGUUUCAUUGUCCCCAAGAAGUUUGGACAGCUACAGGGCAAAAUGUUCAACACCAGAAGCAGUGUCAUCCUACUUCCGUAAUCUUCAGGACACUUUAAAAAGAUACGAUCUCCUAGAUAAGCCACAGAAUAUUUAUAACCUGGAUGAAACAGGAUUACAGCCUGACCAUAGACCACCUAACAUCAUAGCAAAACUUAACAGCAAACCUCAGGCAAUAACAUCUCCACGCUCAACGACAACUACACUAAUUGGUUGUGUGAAUGCUAUUGGGAAUUAUGUCCCACCUUUCUUUGUUUUCAAGGGAAAACGAUUUAAUCCAGACUUAAUGGAGAGUACAUCAUCCGGAGCAAGGGGAGAAAUGUCAGAGUCUGGCUGGUCAAAUGGUGACAUUUUUAAGAAAUAUCUCACAGAACACUUUCUACCGUAUGCAAGAGCAGGAGCAGACACCUCACAGCCAAUACUGAUUAUCUUUGAUGGUCAUUCAUCACACAUUUCACCAUCUUUAAUCAAAUGGGCAAGGUCACAGAACAUCAUACUCUUCGUUUUGCCAGCACAUACAUCACAUAUACUCCAACCAUUAGACGUCUCUCUUUUUGGCCCCUUCAAGUCAUUUUAUUACUCAGGGUGCGCAUCAUUCAUGCAGGAGAACGUUGGUAAGACCAUAACCAGAUUUGAUAUGGCCAGACUUGCAUGUAAAGCAUAUCUAAAGUCAAUGUCUCCACUAAAUAUCCAAGCUGGCUUCAGGAAAACUGGAAUUUACCCUCUCUCACAAGAUGUAAUUACCAUGGAAAAGCUAUUCCCAGCAGAAGGAUUCAGAGAAGAAAAUCCAACGGAUAAAGUAAAGGCCCUCAAGGCAGGAAAGGAAGCCGUAGAAGAAUUCGUUAAACUUAAACUGGAGCCUAGAAAUCAAGCUAUGACUGAAGCCAAAGAUCAAAGUGUAUGUCCCACUUGUAAGUGUUCAUCUGAAGUCCAGAAGAAACAAACCAAACCAAAACCCAGUGGCAGAGCCAUAACCGAGGACAGUUACCUGACAGAGUUGGAAGAUCCCAAGCCAUCUACAAGUGGAACACACAUAUCCAAGCCAGUAACAGAGAUAGACAAGGAAGUGUCAGAUACAGAGUUUGAAGAAGAGAUACCAGAGGAAGAGCUUUGCUGCAUAUGCAAGAAAUGGUCACCUCCAAAUCUGGCUGAUCAUCCUGGAAUUAAACUUAUCAACUGGGCUUACUGUGACAGAUGUACCCACUGUGUUCACCUAGCUUUCUGCUCAUCUGUGAGGGUUGUGAGACGACAUACCUCGUUUUUAUGUCCAUGCUGUGAAGCAUAA
Molecule: messenger RNA, 1728 nt
Organism: Mercenaria mercenaria
Lineage: Eukaryota; Metazoa; Mollusca; Bivalvia; Venerida; Veneridae
Exons: 3
Coding region: 1-1728 (575 amino acids)
Cellular component (GO): nucleus
Molecular function (GO): DNA binding
Source: RefSeq, a predicted model, not a curated record